AUGUCGACAAUAGCAGGAGUUCCACAAAUACCAACGAUUGUGAAAGAGGAACAGAAGCAACCAGCACAGCGUAGGAGAAAGAGACCUAGUUUGGUUUGUACAAAUUGUAAAAAGAGAAAAAUCAAAUGUGAUAGACAAUCACCAUGUUCAAAUUGUGUGAAAGCUAGGAGUAAUAUUGAAUGCAGUUAUGAUGAGGAAGGCGUGAAUGAUCUGACCCAAAAAUUAGAUGGAGUGAUUCGACCAUACGAACAAAGUGCCAAACAACCGUUACUGUUUGUUAACAAUCUAUCUCCGAAUAGUACAACAAGCUCAUAUUCAACAAGCAGCAGGAAGAGGAGCAAUACUAGCAAUGAUGAAAAUGGUCUCAAAAAGCAAAACUCCAACCCAGAACUCGCAAAUUCGUUGAACGAAAUUAAAAUGUUGAAACAAAGAUUGGAAUCAAUCGAAAACAACCUUCAUCAGAACGGCCAAAGCAGUGGUAAUUCGCCGAAUAACUACAUUCCCACUCAAGUUAACUCAAAUUUCAAAUAUAUUCAAAGCACUCCAUAUUCAGUGCUGUCACCCGUGUUACCUCGGCCGACGAUUCAACCGCAGUUGUCUACAGUUUACAACUUGUCAAACGCAAGAACUCCAUCAAUACAGCUACCUUCGUUGAGAGACCACAUGCCCCCACACGAGUCACCAACAGCUAGCUCUAACUACCUGGUGCCGUCUGUUGCAACAUCGCCAAAUUAUGCUCCCCCUCAAUCAGGAACCAAUUUACUAGGAGUGAAUCCUUACUUGAAUGAAACGGAGACAAUAAACUUUUAUGACAACUACUCCUCGGUAUGUUGCAGAGACUUUAUGAGAGUCAAUUAUGGGCCCUUUGCAUGGACCUCAAUGAUGAAGCGUGACCAAGGAUUGAGUGCGCUUUGGGACUUUAUAAGCAAGCAAAAGGAAGGCUCGCUGAAUUUUGCAGUUUGCCCUGCUAGCAAUGAAGUAACUCAGGAGAAUACACUGGUUGUCGUAAGUGACAACAGUGACUCCGAUAUGAAGUUUCGCAAACGUAUGUUGGAAAAUAAUGGGUACAGUGACGUUGUGCCUUACAACAUGUUGAAGUCAAAAAUGUUGUCAAAGUCUAAUAAGGACACCAUUCAAUUGGAGUUGACCUUGUUUGAUAAUCAGAUUGGUUGCGAAUUGGUAUUGAUUGAUAAAGUACGGAGAAUUUUUCCCAGCAAAAAAGUUGUUUGGAAGUUGGUUGAUCGAUUUUUUGAAAUAUGUUAUCCAUUUAUGCCAUUUGUUGACGAAGAGGAGUUUAUUGACUGGACGGAGAAGAUUAUUGGGCCUCGCUCAUAUGAAGAUGUUCCUAUUAACGACUUGAAGAUUGAAAAGAGGUUAGACUUGGCCUUUGUGGGGACCUUGUUGAUAACCAUGAGGUUGGCUUAUUUAUCUCUCUUUUCAAAUAAGGCGCUGGAGAAUGAUGAGAGGUUGAAUACUACCGACCCUAGCCCCAAAGCUCAAGACACCAAAUAUUUGAUGCAAAACCCAAUUAGUAUUGAAGUUAUCCAAAUUGCUCGAUUCUGCUUCUAUCAGUUUGAUAUAUUGAGAAGAGCAACAUUGCCUUUGAUUCAGUUGGCGUUGUUUAUGAAGAUUUACUAUAUGUUUGCUCCUGAAGAUGGCGACGACGGUGAUGGUGCUGAUUCGAAUGGAUUAUCUGCGUUAGUCACUCAAAUGGCAUAUUCUUUGGGACUAAACCGUGAACCUGAGAAUUUUCCAGAUGUUUUGACAGACAAGAAAAAGAAUCAUGUGGGUAGAAAAAUUUGGCAUUUGAUAGUGAUGUCUGACUUUUAUCAAGCGUAUACGUAUGGAAGUCCCAUGCUUAUCAGUGCGGACAGCUAUGAUACCAAAAUCCCUUACUCAAAUGCAGAUAACUCGAACUUGAAGGACAAAAAAUUGGACAAGUAUAUUACUGAGUUAUACUUUCAGAAUGAUCCGGGAAUGCUGAGUGUAUUGAGACAGCUCCUUAAGAAUAUCCUCAGCUUAACAGGAAGAACAAAGCUCGGCGAAUUGACCAAUUUAAUUAGUGAACUUGAGGUAAGGAUAGGCCAGAAGUACGGUUCGUUGAAAGAAUGUUUGAAAACUGAUAUACAAAACACUCAUGUGUUUGCAAGAAAUUUCCCAGCCAAACAUUACAUCUCAAUGAAGUCGUUUCUUCUUUCAACGUUGUACCAUAUAUUCCUUCAUUACGAAAACAAGGAUCUCCAAUUGACAUUCUUUUACUUUAAGAAGAUGAUACAGAUUGCUGCUCAUGACUUGAUGCCGCACUACUUUGAGCUUAUGGGUAACAGUGCCGUGAUAUGUGACAUGUUUAUAAACCCCAAGUUGCAGCAUAUUAUUCACAAAUUGAACCAGCUUAAUUUAGCUGGGAUAAUAAGGGUCAACUUAAGUAUUUACAGGCUAAAGUCAAAAGCGGACCAUGAAUCAAGGUGCUAUUCUGACAAUGCAUACUAUGAGUAUUAUAAGGAGUUGUGCAAACUCUCCUCGUGUUUGACUAGAUGUGCAGAGGUGUCAAUAGCUGCCGUAUCGAAAUUAAGUUCGAGGUAUUUCUACGCGUGGAAAUUGACUAAAAGUCAUUCAUACUUUUUGAAGGUGAUUACCUCGAUGGAUUUUUACAACGAUGAGACUGUCAAGUCUAAUUACAAUGUCAAAUUACCCGAUUUCUCCACUGUGCAGAUUAGAGAAUUGGUUGACCUAUGUGAAGGUGCAUUGCAAAAGAUGGGUAAAGUUAAUUUGAUGGGUAAGGAAUUCUGUAGUGAUGUGACUUACCGAAAAUAUGCCAACAAUGAUGCAUCAUCGACAUCGUCAACAUCAAAAGAAUCGGUUAGCUUGUCAACUCCAUCCAGCGACACUUCAGUUGGCGAGUUCACCAAGGAGUUUGGUUUGGACUAUCUUAAUAGUGAAGAGAUUGAUCGAAUUUGGUUGCAAAUGUUGUCGCAGAAUCAGCAACAGCAGAGCCAGCAGUUGAACUAUGGAACCCCGCAGCCCAUUUUGCAACCACAAAGUGUGUCACAGGGUGAGCCACAGCAGAGUCAGCAACAACAUCAGCAACAACAGCAGCAACAGCAGCAACAACAACAGCAGCAACAACAACAGCAGCAGCAACAGCAGCAACAACAGCAACAACGGUUAGGCAAUUCAGCUCCUCUCGGUCAAUCCCAACGUGGGUAUGGAAUGUCACCGGGGCCUAACUGGCAGAGUGGAACUUCUUUCAAUUCAUUUGAUGCUCCCGUAACCCCCGGUCUCGUUACAAAUAAUGGGUUGGACGACAUCAAUCUGUUUGACUUUUUCAAUGAUUUGCCCUUUGAUCAAAUCUUUCCUAGUUAA
This is a messenger RNA of Lodderomyces margitis, 3363 nucleotides long. RefSeq names its product Mrr1p (gene MRR1). The coding region runs from base 1 to 3363 and encodes 1120 amino acids. Gene Ontology annotation, molecular function: DNA binding; DNA-binding transcription factor activity, RNA polymerase II-specific; zinc ion binding. Lineage: Eukaryota; Fungi; Ascomycota; Pichiomycetes; Serinales; Debaryomycetaceae. The transcript has a single exon. Gene Ontology annotation, cellular component: nucleus. The record is from RefSeq and is a predicted model, not a curated record. Gene Ontology annotation, biological process: positive regulation of transcription by RNA polymerase II; DNA-templated transcription.